Scheffersomyces stipitis CBS 6054 is the source of this 3119-nucleotide messenger RNA. RefSeq lists its product as uncharacterized. Bases 85 to 2817 code for a protein of 910 amino acids. Lineage: Eukaryota; Fungi; Ascomycota; Pichiomycetes; Serinales; Debaryomycetaceae. Gene Ontology annotation, molecular function: protein binding. The transcript has a single exon. The record is from RefSeq and is a predicted model, not a curated record.
AAUAGACAACAACCUUCCACAACUUCCAAGUCUCAUCUACAGACAAAGUUGAACUACUUCAUCGAAACGGGUCAAAUUCUUAAAAUGUCUCCUCUGCAAUUUGAUAGAAAGAAGAGUUUAUCACGAACACGAGCUUCUUUGAAAAUGGGACAUAACUAUUCUUUGCAGAAGGCACUCUUGAUCCUCAAGCUGAAGUAUGACUCCAAGGCAUUCCAGAAACCAGAUGGCUCAAUAUUGGAUAUCCACAAACUCAAGCCUCUGGACUUGAAACCGGACUCCGAAAAGGCAUUGAUCAUAUUCAAAAAUUUGAUCAAUAUGAAGACUUUAGCCAAAAUAUCACCAGAUAAGCGUCUAUUGUACACUUUGCUAGGCACUAACGACCAACAGUUCAAAGACCCUUUCCUUGUCACGUCAGAUAUCUUAAAAUUGUUGGAAAGAGACAACAACAUUGAUCGUGCCGUCUAUCUUGCUAAGCUUGUAGAUCCAAAAGAUGCAGUUGUAGGCAUGAAUGCUAUUCUCCAGUGGUUGUUGGAAAGAGGUGAUGUUCAAGGAGCUUUUAAAAACUACAAUGAUCGUAAGAAAUGGAACAUCCCGGUCAAUUCACAGACUUAUGUGAUCCUCUUUGAUGGGUUGGCCAAAUCUCACAUGUGGGGAGAUGUCUCUGACCAACUUUGCGACAAGGUGGUGGACAUCUUUGAUCGCUAUAGAAGCCAAUACACUAAAGACGAGACUCUGAUAAAUAACCAUGCGGCAAGGAAAGAAUUCAUUGCAAAGAGAUGUUCGAUACAACACUUCAAUGCCUGCUUGAGUCUUCUUGUGAAGAACUUUAAACAAGAUCAGGAAAAGGCAUGGACUUUCUUCGACAAGAUUAUCCCUGACCCCAAGUCAAAAUUGCCAGUGUUGGUUGCAGAUAUCCAGACCUUCACGAUCCUCUUAGAUGGAGUUAAACGAUUUUCAAUUGAUAAAAGUGAAGAAAUCAAAAACAACAAACAAAUGCCAGUUAAUGAAAAGACUCUCAGACUCUUGGAAAUACAGGGGAAAUUAGUAUCUACAGCUGAAGCAAUUUUGGACAAAGUGUUGAAGGAAGCCACGCCUCCCGUUCCACCAACAAGAGAAGAAGUUGAAAGUAACACACAAAUAUUAGAUGACUAUAGAGCAAAGUCUAGACGGAGAUUGAUAAAUAUCGAUCCAUCUUUUGUCUCUGUGUUCGUUUCCUGUUUCAUUAGCAGCCAUUUCGGAACAGGCCAUGACAUUAAGCUGGGUUCACAUUACAUGUACGUCCAAAAGGGUAUGGAAUAUUUACGAUUAUGGUGUCCAGAGAUUGACAACUUGUGCAAUUUUGUUUCUAAAAUUGACACAGAAUCUAAGCCUAUUACACCACUGAAAUCACUCAAAUACCACACAGAUCUUAGAUUGAAGAGUGCCAUUGAUAAACUUGCCUUAGAAAGCUCAAAUGUUCUCAUAGAUGAAGCAUCUGCAACUGAUGUACUUCCAGAAAACAUAACCUCUGUUCAGCCCUUGCAAAAGUCUAUCAUAAAUCCAGAGGUCGUCUUCCCUCCUCCACCAUCUUCUAAAAAUAAGACAAGAGCUAUCUUCAGCGAUAAGAAAAAGCCAUUGGUUGACUUUACUCGUGUUCCAAUUGAAGACAUAAAACUCCUAGAAUUGCAUAGAGCCUAUGAAACUUCAAGAGGAAAGUUUGGUAGAAAGCUUUCUCAUGAUCAGUUGCUGAUACUUAGAAGGGAGAGAGCAGGAGUCAAUAAGUUCUUGAUUUCCAAUGUGUUGGAUGGCUUACUUAAACUUGGAAGAAAAGAAGAAUUUUAUUUGUCAAUAUGGUUUAUCUUGUCCAAGUGGGGUGGAAUUGAAUUUCAAGCUGAAGAUAUUUUGAGAAUCAAGACGGAAGGACUUCGGAGAGGUCUAUUGAGAGAACCUAACGUAGCACAUAUUGACUCUCUAAAGCAAUGCGAAACUGAACAGAAGCACAAAGAGGAUAUUGUUGACAUCAUGUCGGUCGAAAAUUUGAUUUUCAAACUUAGUGAGCAGUUCAAGACUAAGGGACAGACUGCAAGCCAUGUAAUCGUUGACAUUUUUUCAUCUUUGGCUAACUACAGCACAAACUCUUUUUUCUCGUUGAAACCAAGAAUUAAAACAGCAGAUGUUAUCUUUUCUACUUUGAUCAAAGAUUUACAUUAUUACAAUGACUACAACUACAAUAUACUGGUACUAGAAAAGAAAGAAAAGAACAUUCCAAACAAUACACCUCGUAAAUCUAUCACAAAUGGUCAGUUGGAGUUCUUCUUGGAAGACUUGAAUAGGUUCUUAGAAUCUUUGAUAACAGCGGAAGGGCGUUUGCACCCGCAUUCUCCUUCCAAAUAUUUGCUUCCUAAUGUCUACUUAGACUCAUACAACAAGAUCAUUGAUAGAAUUUAUAGAAGCACAUGGAUCGAUACUUCUGAGGAACAAACAUUAAAUCAUCACAAGCAGAUUGUUAGAUCUGGAAUUUUGCUCUUCCGUCCUCAAAGCUUGAUCGAUCCUAGAGAGAACCUUCAGUUUGCAACCCCAAUCAUCAAAUCAAUGGAAAUUGUAUACAAUAACUUGAAGGAUAAACAAGGACUAUCUACUGAAGAUGUCAUCGUGAUGACGAACUUGAAGAGAAUAUUCCAGUUAGAUAUCGAGGGUCAAGCCGGAAUCGACAAGUACAAUAAUCUAGCAAAGAAGAUUCAAAGAGCCUUGCAAAUUGAUACGAAACAAAAGAACAAAGUAACUAUCAUUUCAAAAGCAGUUGCAGAAGAGGAAAAUGAAAGCAAAUUACCAGCUUGAUCUACCUGAUUUUCAUUGUUUAUCUUCCAUCAGCUUCUAUCUGCAUAUUCUAAUAUUGUGGAUGCAAAAUUGCCCUAGGCUUGAUUAGCCUUGUUGCAAAUUCCUGUACAUACGUAAUUGCCCCUCCACAAUCAGACUAGAACUUUUCUGUACAUAAUUCGAAGUCGUUUAGAUUUCUUCUCCAGUGUAUCAUAUCAACCCUAAUAUAGAAUGGCAUACCCGGUUAUAGUAAUAUCAGAUCCUCAUAAAUAUGACUAUAGUACUUUUGUAAACGAAGUGUUUUCAACAAAGGUCUCUUUUGG